UGAGGAUGAGUUCCAAAGCUCAGAAAAUGAAAUUGAAUGAUGGUCACUUCAUUCCUGUACUGGGCUUUGGCACUUUUGCGACUGAAGAGCAUCUCAAGAAAAAGUCUAUGGAAUCUACCAAAAUAGCUAUAGAUGUUGGAUUCCGCCACAUUGAUUGUUCUCACUUCUACCAAAAUGAAGAAGAGGUGGGACAGGCCAUUUGAAGCAAGAUUGAAGAUGGCACUGUGAAAAGGGAAGAUAUAUUCUACACUUCAAAGCUUUGGUCCACUUUCCAUCGUCCGGAGUUGGUCAGACCUAGCUUGGAAAGUUCACUGAGGAAACUUAAUCUGGACUAUGUUGAUCUCUAUCUCAUCCAUUUCCCAGUGUCUCUGAAGCCAGGGGACAGACUUUUACCUCAAGAUGAGCAUGGAAAUUUAAUACUUGACACAGUGGAUCUCUGUAUCACAUGGGAGGCCAUGGAGAAGUGUAAGGAUGCAGGAUUAGCCAAGUCCAUUGGGGUGUCCAACUUUAACCGUAGGCUGCUGGAAAUGAUUCUGAAGAAACCAGGUCUCAAAUAUAAGCCUGUAUGCAAUCAGGUCGAAUGCCAUCCUUACCUUAACCAGAGCAAGUUGCUGGAUUACUGCAAGACGAAUGACAUCAUUCUGGUUGCCUAUGGUGCUCUGGGAACUCAGAGAUAUAAAAAUUGUACUAAUGAGGACACCCCAGUUCUCUUGGAAGAUCCAGUUCUUUGUGCCAUGGCAAAGAAGUACAAGUGGACUCCUGCCCUGAUUGCCCUUCGCUACCAGCUGCAGUGUGGGAUUGUGGUCCUGGCCAAGAGUUUCAGUGAGGAGCGAAUCAGAGAGAACAUGCAGGUUUUUGAUUUCCAGUUGGCUUCAGAUCAUAUGAAAAUUCUAGAUGGCUUGAACAGAAAUUUACGGUAUUUUCCUGCUGAUAUAUUCAAGGCUCAUCCCAGCUUUCCAUUCUGUGAUGAAUAUUAACAUGGAGGCCUUUGCCAUGUGUUCUGUUAGAAGCUCUUGUGUGUGAUACUGGACUCUCAUAUGUUGAAAGCUUGACACAUAACCUUCAAUCCAUGUUGCUUAGAAACUCACCCUCAGUUUGAGCUAUGAGUAUAUGUCAGGUAGCAAAAGCACUAAAUUUUAGUUCUUUUUUGCAAAUAAAUAAAAAUAUUUUGCU
Messenger RNA from Arvicola amphibius (Eurasian water vole), 1173 nucleotides. Its product is annotated as aldo-keto reductase family 1 member C18-like. Gene Ontology annotation, molecular function: ketosteroid monooxygenase activity; aldose reductase (NADPH) activity; bile acid binding. NCBI's taxonomy places the organism in Eukaryota, Metazoa, Chordata, Mammalia, Rodentia, Cricetidae. Gene Ontology annotation, cellular component: cytosol. Gene Ontology annotation, biological process: progesterone metabolic process; daunorubicin metabolic process; prostaglandin metabolic process. The record is from RefSeq and is a predicted model, not a curated record. The transcript is spliced from 9 exons.